Molecule: messenger RNA, 1992 nt
Organism: Branchiostoma floridae (Florida lancelet)
Lineage: Eukaryota; Metazoa; Chordata; Leptocardii; Amphioxiformes; Branchiostomatidae
Product: F-box/WD repeat-containing protein 7-like
Exons: 9
Coding region: 1-978 (325 amino acids)
Molecular function (GO): protein binding
Source: RefSeq, a predicted model, not a curated record
AUGACCUCUACCAGACAGUUGGUUACUGGAGGUCUCCUUUAUGAUCUGUUUUCUGAUUGGUCAGAGAAAGACAGGCUAGUAAUCAGUGGUUCAACAGACUGCUCCAUCCGACUGUGGUCCAUCGGACGAGGUUGUGACUUCAGGUCCAUCUACACCUACAGCUCUGUCCAAAGUCUUUGCUACUCUGAGGAGGAAGGACUCAUCAUCUCAGGGUCAGAUGGAGGGAAGAUUCAGGUCUGGGACUCGGAGAGCAGAAGUAACGUUCAGUCCAUCCGGGGGCACAACACAUCUGUCACCUGUCUACAGGUGGAGGGAACCCACGUGGUGAGUGUGUGCGAGGAAGGCAUCGUGAAGGUUUGGGAGAUCCGCGACCAGAACCUGCAUGUGGUCUACGUGAACGAGAGUGUGAAACUCGACCCCCCGGGCCCGCUGAAGGCGAGACCCAUCCUCUCGCUCGCGUACGCCAACAACAAGAUUUACUACGGAGACGACGGAACCAACAUUAAAGUCCUGGACUGGAAGUCUGGAACAAUGCAGAAGCUGCCGAACCACCUUCGAGGGUUCGGCUCCACAGACAGCAUGGUCGCUGUGGAGGGGACACUGCUGGUCAGCUCGGGGUACGACCUGGACACCGGCAUUGGAUAUCUCAAUGUGCGCAGCCUGCCCAGUGGCGAGUACCUGGCUUCCCUGUGUGAUGACGAGGCGGGGAGAUUGACCUGUGUGGCGCACACGAAAGUCACCAACCGGCAUCGCUUCGUCACCGGAGGGAGCGAACUGUUGGUCUGGGACCAGGCACUUCCAACUGAGAGAGAGGUGAUUGCUGCACACUACGAGGAGACGUUUGCGGGGCCGGUCGAACACUCCGAGGACGAGAGCGACGAGGAAGAGGAUGGAAGGGAGGACAUCGAGAUGGGGCGACGGAGGCGGCACAGCAGCGCGCAACUCGCACAGGACGCAGCCUGGUGCACGGUCAUGUGAUCCACAGCCAAUCAGGAUGCAUCCUGGUGCACGGUCAUGUGAUCCACAGUCAAUCAGGAUGCACCUUGGUGAAUGGUCAUGUGACUAACAGUCAAUCAGGAUGCAUCUUGGUGCAUGUUCAUGUAAUUAUCAGCCAAUUAGGAUACAUCCUGGUGCACGGUCAUGUGAUCCACAGCCAAUCAGGAUGCACCUUGGUGAAUGGUCAUGUGACUAACAGCCAAUCAGGAUGCAUCCUGCUGUGUGAACAUGUGAUCCAAUCAGGAAGCUCCUUUGUGGACAUGUGAUCUAUAGCCAAUCAGGUGUCAGGAUGAAAUUCUGUGGAUUUUUUUUUUUUUUGCUCUACGGACAUCCGACAGGAAAAACAAAUUUGUUGGGUCCCUGCAGGAGUGACUUGACUCUACUGCACAGUAAUCAAGACUGAAGACAAGAUGAGAUGCCUGCAACCUAGCUGAAUAGUCAGUCUCUACUGCUGUUUUAGACUUUGUGACAAGUGCGCCAAAAAAUAGCAGUUACGCAAGCAACAAUGUGAUUUUGUUAACGAUACUAUCUUUCAUUAGUGAUACUGAAUAGAUCUGUCGAAGAGCAGGUUUUAUACCCCGACUAUGAAUCGAUAUGCAAAGGAGGUGAGGACAAAUUUUAGAUAGUCCAAAUGAUUACAAAAGUAUGACGUACUCAAGACAAGGUUGAUGCAAUUAAGUCACUUAGCUCCUGUUGUUUGAGUAUAGGAGCUAAUGUUAUAUCGUGUCUGUCAAUCUUAGUAACAAGUAGAUGCGCAGACACAGGAGUUAAGUUAGUCCAAAAUGCUCUUAAAUUGAACUGCAACUGUUAAGAACGAAAUGACAUGAAAAUGAGUUGAGAUGCAAGCAAUUCAAUAUAAUCAAGUCUUAUGUAUAUUACUGUAUUAUUACUUGUCAAUUUCUUCUGCAAUUUUUUAACGUUUCUGCAUUUGUGACAAGAAUUUUUUUUUGUGUACAGUUACCAAAACUGGUGCAAAACAGCAUCGAUAGACUGUUU